AUGGAACAACUGCAGUGCCACGUGAAACAGUAUGCGUGGGGAAAGUAUGGUGAGGAGAGUGAGGUGGCACGACUGUUUGCCGACGGACACGACGGAUUUCAGAUUGAUAACAAGAAACCGUAUGCGGAGCUCUGGAUGGGAACCCACCCCGACGGUCCUGCUCAACUCAAAAAGUGCUCCACCCGCCUAUCGACAUACCUCGCCAAGCAUCCGUCCCCCUUGACAAAUAACAAUUCGGCAAAGAACAUUCACUUGCCUUUCAUCAUGAAAGUGAUGUCGAUCAGAACCACCCUCUCGCUACAGGUUCAUCCAACCAAAGAGCAAGCCCGUGAAUUGCAUGAAAAUGACCCAGUCAACUAUCCAGAUAGAAACCAUAAACCAGAGUUGGCCUACGCGUUAACACGCUUCGAAUUGCUGUGUGGAUUCCGACCGGCUAGAGAGAUUCUCAAAAAUUUGCAGACAUUCCCAUCAUUCCGGUUACUCUUCGGAGGUGAUACUUAUACAAAGCCCCUCGAAUACUGUAUAAUGCAAAUGAAGAAUUUGGAUUCAGUGAACCAAGACUCGCCAGAAUACAACUAUUCCCGGGAAUACUUGGAGAAAUGCUUCAGAUUCAUGAUGACUAUAGAUACAACUAUUGUUCAUGAACUGGUCUCCCAACUUCUCAAGGAACUCGACAACGGUCUCCGUGGAGCAGUCGAAGAAGUGACAGUCGGAGUGAUUCGAAAAAUGUCAAUCGAUUUCCCGAAUGACAUUGGAAUCUUCUCUCCACUAUUCCUCAAUCACAUGAUUCUCGAACCAGGACAAUGUUGCUAUUACGCUGCCGGAGAGCUUCACGCAUAUCUGAGUGGAGAAUGCGUCGAGUGUGUCGGAUGCUCAAAUAACACGAUUCGAGCAGCCAUGACUCCGAAAUAUAUCGAUAGAGACGCCCUUUGCAAGACAUUGAACUACAAAAUGACAGAGCAGAGUGACUAUUUGGUGCCCGAGAUGAAGCUGACCGAAUGUGUUGACAUGUAUGCACCAGAUUGUAAAGACUUCCAAUUGCACAGAAUACGAGUGGGUGUAGAUCAAAGUGAGGAGGAGAUGAUGCUGCCCACACUGGAUUGUGCAUCGAUUCUUGUUGUUACAAGCGGAAAGGGAACUAUUGAGGAGGCGACGACGAAGAAUCAGCUGAUCGGGCAGUAUGAGGUCAAGAGGGGAGAUAUCUUCUAUAUUCCACCUAAUCAUAACAUCAGAUUCCUCUCAUGCUCCGAACCACUCGAAGGCUACCGAACAUUCAGUUACGAAAUGGGUCCAGACCACGACACUCGAGUCGUCACUCCCGUCUCGGCUACCGUAUCGACAAACGUAUCGACACUAAACGAGAAGAUGCUCAAACUGGAUGCCGAUAUGGAGGAAGCCGUUGUUUAA
Caenorhabditis remanei is the source of this 1407-nucleotide messenger RNA. RefSeq lists its product as uncharacterized. The record is from RefSeq and is a predicted model, not a curated record. Lineage: Eukaryota; Metazoa; Nematoda; Chromadorea; Rhabditida; Rhabditidae. Gene Ontology annotation, cellular component: cytosol. The coding region runs from base 1 to 1407 and encodes 468 amino acids. Gene Ontology annotation, molecular function: zinc ion binding; mannose-6-phosphate isomerase activity. Gene Ontology annotation, biological process: carbohydrate metabolic process; GDP-mannose biosynthetic process. The transcript has 6 exons.